Messenger RNA from Colletotrichum phormii, 648 nucleotides. RefSeq lists its product as uncharacterized. The coding region runs from base 142 to 648 and encodes 168 amino acids. The transcript is spliced from 3 exons. Lineage: Eukaryota; Fungi; Ascomycota; Sordariomycetes; Glomerellales; Glomerellaceae. The record is from RefSeq and is a predicted model, not a curated record.
UUCCUAUAACAGGUUGCCCAAGUUCACUUGAAAGCUCUCAUCUCUUCUCUAUCAUCUUCACAUCAACUCGCUCACAUCACUCAAGAAACCACAAUUCCCAUUCUACACCUCCCCAUCCACCAGUCCACCACCUAAUCCAAAAUGUACGCUACCCACAUCCUCCUCAGCCUCAUCGCCACCGUCUCGGCAAUCGAUGUCUACGGCUACCGCAGCAACGAAAAGUGCAGCGGCAACGACUACAUCGUCUGCCGAAACGUCAACCCAGAAGUCUGCUGCACCCGCGCCUCGGGCGACGUCUUCAAAAGCAUCGGCUUCCGCGCCAUCCCGACCAACUGGAACAUUUACGUCACCCAGUCCAACGGCGCGGAGAAUAUCUGCUGCGGCGGGAGCAACUACUCUGGCGGCAACUAUGGCUUCGUCACCAAGAAGCGCUCUGAUGGUACCUGCGCCGCUGCUGGGGGCUGCGCUUCUGUUGCUAGAGGCGACUUGACGGUCUUUGAGAAUGGGCCCGAGUUUGACAUGACUGGUCUUGAUGAUGCUCUUUACACUGAACUGGUAAGUACACCCGUUAUCCAUGUUUCUAUCUGGGAGAAUGGUGGAAGCGCGGAUGAGAUCCCCUCCAAGUUCGAUGCCUACAAGCUUGAGUAG